AUGUGGUACCAGCUGUCUUGCGCGCCCAUGAACUCGGUGCGCGUGCGACAUUACUACGCCCAUCUUCUGCAACAGAGCUCCGCCUACAAGUGCUACAUCGACAAGGACGUGCACCGGACGUACCCAGGGCAUCCGUUCUUCUCGUCGGAGGCGGGCCAGCAGCGGCUCCACAACAUCCUCACGGCCUACUCCAUCCACAACCCCAAAGUCGGCUACUGCCAAGGCACGUACCAGCGCAUGAAUUUUGUGGCGGGGUUCCUGCUAGGGUGGAUGGACGAGGAGCGGAGCUUCUGGACCCUCUGCAACCUCGUGGAGGACCUUCUCCCGGCCUACUUCUCCAAGGACAUGACGGGCUCCAUCAUCGACCAGUACGUGUUCCGCAAUCUGCUCUACCAACGGUCGCCGAGGCUGGCGGCGCAUCUGGAGGAGAUGGGGUUCCCCAUGGAGGUCAUCACCACGCGCUGGUUCAUGUGCGCCUACACCACCACCCUCCCCAAGGAGACGGACAUGCGGCUGUGGGACGUGUUCCUCUAUGACGGCAGCGAAAUCCUGCUGCUCAUCGCCCUCGCCAUCUUCAAGCUCUUCGAAGAGGAGUUGCUGGAGCUGCGCGACGCGGCGGACAUCACGCUCUACCUGGGCCACGCCACGGCCAACCUUUUCGACUGCCGCGGCCUCGUCAAGCUGGCCCUCAAGGGCACCACGGAGCUGACCGGGCGGAUCGAGCAGCUGCGAUUGUACUACUACCACAUCAUCCACUACGAACGCUCCGUGCGAGAGAGCGUGGAGAGCGAGGGCGCCAAGCCCAUCAACCUCUUCGCCAUCCAGACCAAAAUUUGGUUCGAACGGGAGGAGGUGGACGAGAUCUACACGCUCCUCUUGCAGCACGCCCGGCGGUCCUUCAAGAAGCUGGGCCUCGCCGACGUCACCCCGCCCAUGUUCAUCGAAAUGGUGAUGAAGGUGGCGCCCCGGUGGCACAUCGAGGAGAGCGGGCAGCUCCUCCACUCGCUGUUCGUGCUAGCCACCCGCACCUACCAGAACGACGAAGACUUUGACGGCGAGCAGCGGGCAGACCUGCGAGACGUGAUCCUGGCGUGCUGCCUUCUGCUCAACGGCAGCCCCACCGACAAACUACAGAUGAUGUUCGAGUUGUACAGCGACGGGGAUGGGCGGAUAUCGGAGGAGAGCAUGCUGGCCAUGCUGCGUGCGAUGUACCGCAUGUACUACCAGAACUCCUACGACAAGGAGGUCCAGCGCAAGGCGUCGGAGAUCACGUUCAAGGAUUUCCGGGCGACCAUCCAGCGCCACCCGCUCCUGCUCUUCCUCUCCGUGAACCCGUUCCUCAAGGAACUCGAGGCCCCGCCCUCCCGCCCCCUGUCGCCGUUGGGAAGCGGACACAGCGGACACCACCACCACGCUGGGUCGCCGUCGCACGCGCCAUCGCCGCUGGGGAGCGCCAACUCGGCGGGCACCAUUCGGAGCAUGAAGGUGCUCCAGCGGUCGGCCGCCAACUUCAUGUCCAAGUUCUCCCGCACCACCGGCGGCGGCCCCAUGACCAGCGCCAACGCCGCGGGCGCCAGCUCCAGCUUCACGCCCUCGCCCUAUCUCACCUCGCCAGCCUCGGCCUCGGCGGCGCUCAUCUCCAACGCGAGCCUGGCGACCACGGCCUCUUCGCCGCCACAGGCGCCGGCGGAGCUGAAGAUCUCGUUCAACCCGAUCUACACGGGCUCGCCGCACUCGCUGCCCACGCCGAGCUCGUCCCCCACGCGCUCGGGCUCGCCGCCGGCCGGUGUGUGGGGCACGAGCACGAGCGCCGGAGCGAUCCCGACCCGCUCCGCCGCCGUGGUGCGGCGGCGCGAGCACCAGCUGCCGCCGCGCGAACACAGCGACGGUGACGUGGGGCACCUUGCCCCGGCCGACGAGGGCGGAAGUGAUGUGUCGCCUCGUUGGGGUCGCACGCAUCGCAAGCUGUCCGUCGAGACGAUCGUGUCGGGCAAGAAGUUUUUGAAGGGGCGAGGAUCGCGGGCGACCACGCGGCAUAGGGCGGCGGCGGCGGGAGUGGUCGGGCGGGAGACGUCGCACCCGCCACCACCACUGACGCCCGAGGACAGCUGGGAGGGCGAGGGCAGCGAGGACGACCUCGCCGGCGUGGUGGCUGCCGACGCGGCGGCGGCGGCGGCCAUGGGCGACGUCGAGGCCGCGCUCAAGACGCUGGCGGGCGAGGUGAAGAUGGCCAUCGUUCAGAACGAGAGCUUCCUGCGCGACAGCCUGGGCGCCGCCGAGUUCCUCUCCCACGCCGACGCGGCUGCGGAUCUGGCCACGUCGGUGGCACAGCGGCGGCGGGCCACUGUGCGACCGGUCACGAUGCUCACCCGCGUUGCUUCCGCGCAAGGAGAAGACUGA
Acanthamoeba castellanii str. Neff is the source of this 2400-nucleotide messenger RNA. RefSeq names its product TBC domain containing protein. The transcript is spliced from 16 exons. NCBI's taxonomy places the organism in Eukaryota, Discosea, Longamoebia, Acanthamoebidae. Bases 1 to 2400 code for a protein of 799 amino acids. The record is from RefSeq and is a predicted model, not a curated record.